Molecule: messenger RNA, 1264 nt
Organism: Linum tenue
Lineage: Eukaryota; Viridiplantae; Streptophyta; Magnoliopsida; Malpighiales; Linaceae
Source: the annotation of a GenBank genome assembly
GUGAAAGGAGCAAGUUGCGAGAUUGAGGGUGGUUCGUAUAAUAACUACCGCCAGUUCCGGUGCAUGGCCUUUUGGCGUUUGAAGAUUUCAGUUGUCUACUUUUCUUCCAGUUUUGAGGAAAGGGGCCAGAGGUAGAGGAGGCUGAAGAAGACAUUUGCGACAACCGCCAUGUUCCAUCGUUCGUACGUGAAUUUGGCUCAAACCUGAAUCGUGGAUAAAGAAGGAAGUUGAGAGGGAGAAGAAAAAACUAUAGUUAAGAUAGGGGGAAAAAAACAAUAGAGAUCGACUGAAGGGAUGACGGACGCGAUAUUGGAUCAGCUUGGUUCGGAGUUGGUGAUGCAGGAGGUGAUCGCCAAACAACAGACGCCGUUGCCGCCUCCCAUCGCCGCCGACGCUAGCUACGUGGACCAUGACAUCAACCUCGCCGCCUCCUCCGACAUGUCUUCCAACUCCUCCGACUCCGAGAUCGACAACUACAUCAUCAUGUCUCAAUCCGCCGUUGGCAAGCACCGCCUCUUCGGCCGCCAGAAGCCUCUCCACGUCGUCCUCGGCGCCGGCAAACGUGCGGACCUAAUACUGUGGAGAAACAAGCAGUUGUCGGGAAGCAUAUUCGGCGGCGUUACCUUCGUAUGGCUGUGCUUCGAAUGGACAGGGUAUCAUUUGGUCACCUUUCUUUGCCACUCCCUCAUCCUCGUCCUCGCCACGCUCUUCCUCAGCGCCAAUCUAGCGGCCUUCAUCAAUGUGUCGCCUAUUGAAUUCCCUAGGGUUGAUGUGUCGGAGCGCUUCCUGACCUCGACUCUGCUCAUGCUCGGGGCUCAACUCAACUGUGUGGUUAGAACUUUCCGGGAUGUUGCCUCCGGAAGGGACUUGAAGAAGUUCGUCAAGGUGAUUGUGUCGUUGUGGCUUCUCUCUGUAAUCGGCAGCUGGUUCAGUUUCCUGACUCUGUUUUACCUUGUGUUCGCGUCGGUGUUAACAGUGCCACUACUUUAUGAGAAGAAUGAGGAUGCUGUCGAUUCGUAUGCCGAAAAGGCAUGGGUAGAAAUUAAGAAGCAGUAUGCAGUUCUGGAUGAGAAGUACCUACACAAAUUCCCAAUACUCUCUUCCCUCAAGGCACAUAAGCAGCAUUAAGCCUUUUCUACUUAUUUUACUUCUCAAUCUCUUGUGUUGCUUGUAAUCCACGUUACAAGAACCAUACCAGCUAUUGCACCCUCAUCUACUUCUGUUACAAGUUAGAUGAAUUUCUACUGAAAAAUACGUUUAGUUA